Molecule: messenger RNA, 3249 nt
Organism: Trematosphaeria pertusa
Lineage: Eukaryota; Fungi; Ascomycota; Dothideomycetes; Pleosporales; Trematosphaeriaceae
Product: antiviral helicase
Exons: 5
Coding region: 64-3249 (1061 amino acids)
Biological process (GO): maturation of 5.8S rRNA; RNA catabolic process
Cellular component (GO): nucleus
Molecular function (GO): ATP binding; RNA binding; RNA helicase activity
Source: RefSeq, a predicted model, not a curated record
CACCACCCUUCCUCCGCGCAGCCGAGCGACCCCAAACCCACCGCCCGCCGCCCGCCGCCCGCCAUGGACGAGCUGUUCGACGUCUUCGAGGACGGCCCGCACGCCGCAGCGGCCGCCGCGCCGAAGAAGAGCAAGAAGCGACAGGCGAACGGGCAUGUUAAGCCGCCCGUCGACGCCGCCGACGCGCACAUGCCGGAUGCGCCCUCCUCCUCCUCCCCCGCCGCCGCCGCACACGAGCACGGCGGGCAGCUGCCGAAACGCCAGAAGCGCGACGAGCCAGAGCCCGUCGUCACAGACGCCUUCGAGACAGAGCAGUCGCGCGAGGUGGCCGCCAGCGCCGGCCUGCAGGGCCAGGCGCCGCCUGACGGGCAGGCCGUCGUGCUCUCGCACCAGGUCCGCCAUCAGGUCGCCCUUCCGCCCGGCUGCGACUACGUGCCCCUCUCGGAGCACAAGGCGCCCGCGGAGCCCGCCAAGACAUGGCCCUUCACCCUCGACCCCUUCCAGCAGGUCUCCAUCGCGUCGAUACAGCGGAAUGAGAGCGUGCUGGUCUCGGCGCACACGUCGGCAGGAAAGACUGUCGUAGCCGAGUACGCCAUCGCGCAAUGCCUGAAGAACAACCAGCGCGUCAUAUACACCAGCCCCAUCAAGGCGCUGAGCAACCAAAAGUACCGAGAGUUCAUGGCCGAGUUCGGCGACGUGGGUCUCAUGACGGGCGAUGUCACAAUCAACCCCACGGCCACCUGUCUGGUCAUGACUACCGAGAUUCUGCGUUCCAUGCUGUACAGAGGCUCCGAGAUCAUGCGCGAGGUGGCAUGGGUCAUCUUCGACGAGGUCCACUAUCUGCGUGACAAGUCCCGAGGCGUCGUGUGGGAGGAGACCAUUAUCCUCCUGCCCGACAAGGUCCGCUACGUUUUCCUGUCCGCCACCAUCCCCAAUGCCAUGCAGUUCGCAGAGUGGAUCACCAAGACACACAGCCAGCCGUGCCACGUCGUUUACACCGACUUCCGUCCCACCCCUCUACAGCACUACUUCUUUCCCGCAGGCGCCGACGGCAUCCACCUGGUCGUAGACGAAAAGGGCGUGUUCCGCGAAGAGAACUUCCAGAAGGCCAUGGCGUCCAUCUCCGACAAGGCCGGAAGCGAUCCCGCAGAUCUCAUGGCCAAGAGGAGGGGCAAAGGCAAGGACAAGCGGACCAACAAGGGCGGCAACAAGGACCAGACGGACAUCUACAAGAUCGUCAAGAUGAUCAUGGUCAAGAGCUACAACCCAGUCAUCGUCUUCAGCUUCAGCAAGCGGGAGUGCGAGAACUAUGCCCUCUCCAUGAGCCAGCUCGCCUUCAACGACGAAUCGGAGAAGGCCAUGGUGUCCAAGGUCUUCAACAGCGCUAUUGAGAUGCUGUCCGAGGAAGACCGUUCGCUGCCCCAGAUCCAGCACAUUCUUCCUCUGCUUCGAAGAGGCAUCGGCGUCCAUCACUCCGGUCUGCUGCCUAUCCUGAAAGAGACCAUCGAGAUUCUGUUCCAAGAGGGCCUCAUCAAAGUCCUGUUCGCUACCGAGACUUUUUCUAUCGGCUUGAACAUGCCGGCUAAGACAGUCGUCUUUACCAGCGUACGCAAAUUCGAUGGUGUUUCGCAGAGAUGGGUAACACCCUCCGAGUUCAUUCAGAUGUCCGGUCGCGCCGGUCGUCGUGGUCUUGACGAACGCGGUAUUGUUAUCAUGAUGAUCGAUCAGCAAAUGGAGCCAGCAGUGGCCAAGGAGAUUGUGCGCGGACAGCAAGACAACCUGAACUCUGCCUUCCAUCUCGGGUACAACAUGAUCCUCAACUUGAUGAGAGUGGAAGGCAUCUCGCCCGAGUUCAUGCUGGAGCACUGCUUCUUCCAGUUCCAGAACACCGCCAGUGUCUCCAACCUCGAGAAGCAACUGCAAGAGCUCGAGACAGAAAGAGCGAAUAUGGCCAUCGUUGACGAGACGACUGUCAAAGACUACUAUCAGCUGCGGCAGCAAUUGGACAGCCAUACGAAAGACAUGCGCGAUGUGAUCAUGCAUCCAAAUUACUGCUUACAGUUCUUACAGUCUGGCCGCCUGGUGAAGGUCAAAUUCAAGGACUACGAUUUUGGUUGGGGUGCCGUCGUCAACUGCCUUCCCCGCAAAGCCAACAAGGGCGAGAUUCUCACUCCCCAGCAAUCGUAUGUUGCCGAAGUUCUCCUAUUGGUGUCCAGUGACACCAAGUUCGUGCAGCAAAGUAAUAGUGAUCUGCCUCCGGGCGUCCGUCCGCCUGGCCCUGGGGAGAAAGGCAAGAUGGAAGUCGUGCCCGUGCUUCUGUCGAGCAUCGAUUCAAUCGGCCAUCUCCGCGUGUUCCUUCCGGACGAUGUCAAGUCAACCGAGAAGAAGAACAAUGUUCGCAAAGCGUUGGAAGAGGUGAAGAAGCGGUUUCCCGACGGCAUUGCUAUUCUAGAUCCCAUCGAAAAUAUGAAGAUCCACGACGAAGGAUUCAAGCGGCUGCUUCGGAAAAUCGAGGUGCUGGAAUCGCGCCUCCUCUCAAAUCCUCUGCACAAUUCACCGAGGUUGCCCGAGCUCUAUAGCCAGUACGCAAAGAAAGUGGCGCUCGGAGACAAGAUCAAGAACCUCAAGAAAGAUAUAGCGAAUGCGCUGUCGGUCAUCCAGCUUGAUGAGUUGAAGAGCCGCAAGCGGGUUUUGCGCCGCCUAGGCUUCAUCGACGAGGCCGACGUGGUGCAGAUCAAAGCCCGUGUUGCGUGCGAGAUUAGCACCGGCGACGAGCUUGUGCUGAGCGAGCUUCUCUUCAACCGCUUCUUCAACGAGCUGACACCGCAGCAGUGCGCUGCCUGCCUGAGCUGCUUCAUCUUCGAGGAGAAGAGCAAGGAGACACCAGCGUUGAAGGAGCAGCUGGCCAAGCCCUUCCGCGACAUCCAGGCGCAGGCCAGGGUCAUUGCCAAAGUCUCACAAGAGAGCAAGCUGACGGUCAAUGAAGCGGACUACCUCCAAUCAUUCAAGUGCGAGCUCAUGGAAGUAGUCUUUGCCUGGUCGAAGGGCGCUUCCUUUGCAGAAAUCUGCAAAAUGACCGACGUGUACGAAGGCAGUCUCAUCCGGCUGUUUAGGCGGCUGGAGGAGCUGCUGCGACAGAUUGCCCAGGCCGCCAAGGUCAUGGGCAGCGAGGAGCUCGAACAAAAGUUCACGGCGGCGCUCGAGCUGGUGAGGAGAGACUUGGUGGCGGCACAGUCGCUAUAUCUGUGA